CACCUGUAGAAUUGUUAAAGUUCAAUUGGCUUCAACAAUUUGUUAGAACAGGAUCUAUUCUAUAUACGUGGUGGUUAAAAAACACCGCUCUCACAGAUUUAUAUAGGUACAGGAACACGGUCUCCUGAUAAAGGUUAAACAGAGAAGGUCUGUAAACCCAUUCCAACAAUUCACCGACCAGCGGAGAGCUAAGCAACCCUGACAUGACUGUGUAGCAGCAGAAGGGCGUGAUUGAGACCCGACACUGAUAUUGACGUAUGGACAUGUGAGGCUGGCUCACACUCGUUUAUUUCCGACAAGGAAAUAGAGGACCUAGGACACUUGGGACACAUCGGAACAGGAGCAUCUAGACGAUAUAUCAGAGGACAUUAAGCGCUGAGGAUACCACAGACAACAUGUCACGUAGGAGACUGGAGGCAGCUAUAUUGGCCGGGCAACAGAUCGAGCAAGGAAAAUCAUGGCCACAACAAUAUACAGGUAUGCAGAUCAUCAAGGAGGUAUAUUUUGACAUUGAUUCCCUAGGCCCUGUCUACAGUUUACAGUACUCAUAUGAUGGGGAGUCCCUUGCCGUUGGAUUUGGCAACGGUGCAAUCCGUUUAUACGAGUCCAGGACUGGCGAGUUUAUUAAAGAACUGAGGAAGCCACGGUAUGGAGGCCUACAGAUCAUGUGCCUGCGUUUCCAUACCAAAGUCCAUCACAUUCUCCUGGCAAGUACUGCAGACGGCAAGGUGUUUGAAUGUAACACCAAAGACGACAGCAUCGCUGAAGUGAUCUCAGAAAAGGGAAAUGAGAUCAACUGUCUUGAUUUUGAUAUCGAUGGUUUAAGUUUUGCCACAGGAGGAAAGGAUUUAGCCAUACGUAUCUAUGAUGCAAAAACGUACAAGAUACUUAAUACUUAUAAGGGUUUCAGCAUUAAAGAAAACCAUAGUGAAAUAGAUUCAGCAGGGUGUUCCAUGAGGGUGUUUGCACUGAAGUACCACCCAGAGAUUGAGAACAUAUUUGUUACUGGAGGCUGGGACAGCCACCUUAAGAUUUGGGAUGAUCGAUGCGUAGACGGACAAGCAGUGGUACGGACAAUACAUGGACCACAUAUCUGUGGAGACAGCCUGGAUAUUAAGGGUUAUGAGAUAUUGACAGGUUCUUGGAGAAAGAAAGAUGCUCUACAGAUAUGGGACUAUUCUUCAGGCAAGGUUAAGACAGAGGUGAACUUUGAACUUGGCGGUUGUGAUGGGUCCUACCUGUACUGUGGCCAAUUCUGUGACAAUGAUGUCAUCAUGGCAGCCGGUAGUGGCACCAAAAGUUGUGAGGCAAUCAACAGGAACACAGGAAAGAUGGUUGGUGAGGUGAAGUUUGAUAAGGCAGUGAUCGCCAUGGACACGGUGGCUGGGGGUCGCUUGUUUGCCUGUGGAGGAGAGGACAAAAAAUUUGUAUUAGGUGCACUGUCAGACUAACAUAUAUCAUGGCUGAUACAGUUACAUACCACAUAUUAUUGACAAGUGUGAAGGGAGAGAAUACAUGGAGACUUAAAUAGAAUCAUUCAAGUUUCUGCGAUAUACAUGUAUGAGGGUUUCAGGAAAAUACACUACUGAAAAUAUUUUUGAAUCAACUGCAACAGGGUAUUUUCCUGGAUUUAUUCAGUAAACAAGAUAUGUUGUGAUAGGUAUUGCUUGUGAUUUAAAUGUAUUUUUGCAAGAUACUUGUAUGAACAGAAGACUAAACUUUGUGAUUUAAGUUAAUUUACACCAUAGCAUUACAGAUUUAUUCAUGUUUAUGAUGUUAUGGUGAUGAAAUUCCGUCCUAUUAAGCCAUGCACCACCACUAUCUGUUGAGAAAUGUCCUUUUGUAUUCUUGCCUUCACUGGAAGGGAAGACCCCUCUGUAUAAAGUGUGGGAUAUUUUUGUACCUACAUGUAUAUAGUUUAAGUAUUCCUUUGAGUAUGCCUUGUUACACCGAGUUAACUGUUUCUAUAGUCCAUUUAUCAUGGUUCAUUUCCUCAUUCAAAAACUCAUUAAACUGUGAAAAUUUAGUUCGUUAAAAGAACAUGGUAUUGACAUAUUUUCGUAACAAAAUCAUGUCCUAAUAUUUCAUGUUUCCUGGACUUGCGUUUUAUUUUCUGUCAUCCCUAUAGAAAUUGCAAUCCCUCAUUGGGAGCCACCACAGAUAUUACAUUUACAACACUUUGUUGUCAACCAGCAACAGACAUCAGUCACAUGGCUACACAGUGACUACAGUUAAAAAGAAAACAAAUUCAUUUCAACAUGCCAAAAUCCAUCCUCUUUGAUAGAGCCUGAAAAAUAGAAAGUAGAUGCCCGUCUGAGAAAUAUGAAAACAACAAAAAAUUGGCUUAUCUUUUGCUUGUUUAUAGAUUUUAAGCUAUAACUAGAUACAUGUGCUGUGAGGAGUUUAUAUUGGAAAAAACUAAAGCUAAACAUUUAAAAAUAAAAAAAUAAAAUCACUGAUAAAGAAACUUUGUUGGCAAUAUCAACGGAGCACUUAUCACUGUAUUGGUAAUUUCAACUUGCAGUUGCUGAUCGAAAAUAGUACCUUUCAAGUGCAAUUUAUGGUUAUAAAGAAAUUGAAGUCGGUGGAAGGGAGGUAACUGUAUUACAGAGACCCUUCCGAAAUUUGUCAUUUCUGCUAAGUUCAGCAUUCAUAAGAAAGUUAUGUCAGUAAUCUACUGUGAUAAUACCAGACAACGUGUCAAAGAUCUGAUUUAGAUUAUUAAAAAAUACCUGUAAUGAAUAAAUAUGCUUUGUAAG
Messenger RNA from Mizuhopecten yessoensis (Yesso scallop), 2759 nucleotides. RefSeq names its product WD repeat-containing protein slp1-like. The record is from RefSeq and is a predicted model, not a curated record. NCBI's taxonomy places the organism in Eukaryota, Metazoa, Mollusca, Bivalvia, Pectinida, Pectinidae. Bases 396 to 1451 code for a protein of 351 amino acids. Gene Ontology annotation, molecular function: protein binding. The transcript is spliced from 10 exons.